AUGUCGACAUACCAUCGUAUGCUCAGAGUCCUUAUUGCUCAAAUGAUUCUUCUUCUUGCCAGUCGAAUCGUAUCUGUGCAGAUUGGGUCAAUUCAAGGUGUCUCGUUCUUCUCCUCUACCGGAAUUACUGUACCAACGAAUGAUUCGUGUGCUGAAUGCAUAUGUACUAUGAUGUUAUCAGACGACAUUAUUGGUCUUAGUUGUUCACAAAAUCAAACAUGUUUGUUCGUCUACAAUUAUUCGCUCCCUUACAAUCUGACCGUCGAUCCUAAUUCAUCUUUUUAUUUUCGUAGCUUACCGCCCGAACAAUACUACACUACUUUUGAAACAACUACAAACAUAGGAACAACAACGGAAAAACAGUUGACAGCUCAAGCUGUAUGGUCAGCUACAGGUGAUACUGUGGCUGGCAGUAGUGCAGCUGGUUUGGCUGGCAACAUAUCAUUAACUGGUCCAGGUCCCAUCGCUUUCGAUAUAGACAACAAUCUGUAUGUGAAUGAUUACGGCAAGCAUCGUGUCAUUAUAUAUCCAAGCAAUGGAUCAAUGCCCAGGGUAAUCGCUGGUACCGGAACGGCAGGAUCGAAAAUGAACCAGCUCAAUUCGCCAAAUGGUAUAGAUAUAGACACGACUGGAGCACUAUAUAUAGCAGAUCAAAACAAUCAUCGUAUCCAGAGAUGGCUUCCCGGAGCUACGAAUGGUACGACCGUUGCUGGAACAACAGGAACUAGUGGGUCAACUCUAGAUCUACUAAACAAACCUCAAAGUAUUUCUAUUGAUUCAAGCACUUGGAAUAUGUAUAUCUACGAUGGUCAAAAUUAUCGAGUUCUCAAGUGGCAGCUAGGCGCCUCACAAGGCAUCAUGGUUGCUGGAAACGGAUCGACCGGUACGUCUUUGAGCAAUAUCGCCUAUGCAUAUGAUGCAAAGUUUAACUCCAAUGGUAAUAUUUAUGUACCUGAUUAUAACAAUGGGCGCGUUGUUAAAUGGACUCCACCGUCAACGUAUGGUGUCUUAGUCGCUGGGCAAGUUAGCAGUUCAGGAUCGACCUCGAAUCGAUUGAAACAACCCACACAAAUUAUUCUAAAUUCAGCUGGAGAUAUCUACAUUUGUGAUUAUGGUAAUCAUCGAAUUCAACGGUGGAUUAACGGAGCAUCUAAUGGUUCGACAGUUGUGGGCAACGGAACAGCUGGCUCAAACUCCAACCAAUUACACAGCCCAUAUGGCAUCGCUUUUGAUAGAUUCAACAAUCUGUACGUUGCAGACAGCGGCAAUAAUCGUAUUCUACGAUUUAAUUUAACAAACUCCUGA
Adineta ricciae is the source of this 1305-nucleotide messenger RNA. The record is from the annotation of a GenBank genome assembly. Lineage: Eukaryota; Metazoa; Rotifera; Eurotatoria; Adinetida; Adinetidae.